Ruditapes philippinarum (Manila clam) is the source of this 2678-nucleotide messenger RNA. RefSeq names its product piggyBac transposable element-derived protein 4-like. The transcript is spliced from 2 exons. The coding region runs from base 262 to 2262 and encodes 666 amino acids. NCBI's taxonomy places the organism in Eukaryota, Metazoa, Mollusca, Bivalvia, Venerida, Veneridae. The record is from RefSeq and is a predicted model, not a curated record.
CCCUUUCGCUGCCGAUGUCGCACAUGUGCGACAGCCACUCAGACCGCCGAAGUUGCACUUGUGUGACAGACACUGGUAAUUUAGUUACCCAUACCUUUAAAUAUUCUCAUGAUGUGUAAUUUGCACGGAACCGGUAUAUAUUUUGAAAACGAGGCUUCACUUCCUUGUUCGCCAAAAAAUAAUGUUUUUAUCGUAAAAAAUAAGUGAUCUACGCCGAGUUAAAGUUGAUGAAAUAUUUUUGACAAUUUGUUUGAAAACAAGAUGGCUUCCAGCAAACGGAAGAGGUUGUAUACUCAGCAACAAGUGCUAGAUUUAGUAAUAAAUGACAGCGGUAGUGAAAACAAUGAAAUUGCAUACGAUUCGGAUAUGUUAAAUGAUGACUCGGACAGCGAUUAUAGUGAAAGUACUGUGUCACUUAGAUCACAGACACCUCAAUCAGUGGUUCAAACUGAAGAAUCUGAUAGCAGUGACAGUGACACCAGUGACGACCAACCACCGCAAGGCCGAGGGCGAGGACAAACCAGACGUGGUCGUACCCGUGGUCCUAGACCUGGCCAAGCUGCAAAUAGACGUGGUCGUGGUAGAAUUGCUCAGGCAGCUAGAAGAGGACAGCCAGCUAGAGUAAAUAAUAGACGACCUGAACCAAGGCAAGAGAACAUUGACAAUGAUGGCGAUUUUAAUUGGACAAUGUAUGACCCUAUUGACCCCUAUACUCCAGAUUGGCUGCCUGCAUUUACAGCCCCACGCGGUGUUCUUGUAAAUACAGAGCAAUAUAGCCCUGUUGAUUACUUUGGGCUUUUCUUCCCAGUAGAUGCUAUUGAUUUGAUAUGCACGGAAACCAAUCGCUAUGCAACACAGUUUUUUGACAAUCCAAGUGAUUUCCCACGCUAUUCAAGGUUCAACGAAUGGGAAGAAACUACUCCAGAUGAAAUUAAAGCCUACAUAGCUCUACAAAUAGCAAUGGGGCUUGCUCAGAAAAACUCCUUAGAAGAUUAUUGGAGUACAUAUUGGUUGACAUAUCUUCCAUUUACUGACAUUAUGUCUAGGAACCGAUAUGAACUAUUGACGUCAUUUCUUCACUUCGCAAACAAUGAGGAGGACAGGCCUGCACGCGGUGACGCACUCUUUGAUCCACUCUGGAAAAUACGGCCCCUAAUGAACAUUUGUGAACCUACAUAUUUGAAUGUAUAUGGACCAAGAUGCGAGUUAUCAAUAGACGAAAGUAUAAUACGAUUCAAGGGACGUGUAAGUUUUCGACAGUACCUACCUGCCAAGCCUUAUAAGUGGGGCAUAAAGCAGUAUGCACUUUGUGAGAGCAAAACUGGAUAUGCUCUGAAAUUUCUGACCUAUUGUGGUAAAGGUUCUUUAGAACUUAUUCCAGAGUUUUCAAUUACAGAGAGUAUCUGCCUAAAGUUACUAAAUGGUUUUGAGAAUAAAGGACACAAAGUUUUUACUGAUAAUUACUACACGUCACCCAACCUUUACAAGGAAUUGCAAAAUAACAUGAUUGGAGCGUGCGGAACUGUAAAAGCUGGACGGAAAAACAUGCCUUUAGAAUUACAUCCAACUAGGUACGCGCUUGCAAAAGGAGACGACCCAGUAUUUAUGAGGUCAGGCGAUUUGGUGACAUGUGCCUGGCAUGAUACAAAGAGAGUACAUUUUCUAUCGACAAUCGACAGUAACAACACCGUUGACAAAAGAAUACGCCAAAGAGGUGCAGAUGGAGGACACAGAGAGGUUGAAAAACCAGUCAUGGCUGAAGUGUAUAAUCAGUCCAUGGGUGGUGUGGAUCUACUGGAUCAAAAACUUGGAACAUUUGCAUACCCACACAAAAGCGCAAAAUGGUACAAUGUUGUGUAUCACGGCCUUCGCGAAGUGGCCCUGAUAAAUGCCUACAUUGUGUACUGUGCUGCUACCACUGAUGGCAAAGUAAUGUCACAGAAAGUGUUCAGGGAAAAAAUCAUAACUGGAUUGUUGGAAGACUGGGUAAAUCCAUCCGUUCGAAGGGGUCGACCAUCGACAUCAGAACGACCAGCUCGGCUCAUACAGCGCCAUUUUGUUUCGCAGUAUGAAAACAAAAAGUACCGCCCAGAUUGCAUUGUUUGCAGUAGCAGAACAUUACCUGGAUGGCAAAGACACCAAACUAAUUACAAAUGCAAGCAAUGUGACUUGCCCAUGUGCCCAAUACCGUGUCACGAAAUUUACCAAACAUACACAAAUUUCCGUCAAGAGGCUGCGCGACAAGUUUAUAAUAUACAGUAAAUCAUAAUAAACUGGAACUGUCAUAAGUGUAUCCAUGGAUGGAAUUCUGAUAUAUAACACUGACAUGACCAUCACAAUUAUGUUAAAAUGGUAUUAAAUAAUGACAACAGCAUUUUUACAAGUUAAUAUGUGGGAUGAAAUAUUAAUUUUAUUGUGUAUAUAGAAUAUCUGAAAUUUUCAAUAACAAUGGCCAUAUUUGGCAAUGACAUUAUCACAUUUAUUGUGUUUUAUUGUAAAUAUAUGCAUUGUAUUUUUUAAGGAAUUAUAUCAGCUAUCUACCUUCAAAAUUUCAAGGGAAUAUCUAAAGAAAUAAAAAUGUUAUUAACAUUUGAAGUCAAUUAGUAUAUUUUCCAAGAAUUUCCAAGAAAAUAUUUGGCGCUUAGCUAAACAUUUCGCUAUUUAUUUGGCGGCGAAAG